Funneliformis geosporum is the source of this 918-nucleotide messenger RNA. NCBI's taxonomy places the organism in Eukaryota, Fungi, Glomeromycota, Glomeromycetes, Glomerales, Glomeraceae. The record is from the annotation of a GenBank genome assembly.
AUGUCACCACCUACUUUUCUAUCCUUUUUGAAUGCAACGGGAACUCUCCCAAUCUUAACAUAUUGUGCUGCUAGCAUCUUGAUGACAGUUACAAACAAAUAUGUUUUGUCUGGUUAUGAAUUUAAUAUGAACUUUUUUCUGCUAGGAGUACAGUCAACAGUAUGUAUAGUUUUAUUAAAAGUUUUUAAAUUUAUGAAUUUAGUUUCAUAUAGAGAAUUUGAUUUAGCUUUAUCACGAAAAUGGUUUCCUAUUGCUGUGUUACUUGUUGCUAUGAUUUAUACAGGAAGUAAAAGUUUACAAUAUCUUUCAAUUCCUGUAUACACAAUAUUUAAAAAUUUAACAAUCAUUUUAAUCGCAUAUGGAGAAGUAUUAUGGUUUGGUGGUAGUGUGUCAAGAUUAACGAUGGCAAGUUUCUUGUUAAUGGUUUUUUCCUCUAUAAUAGCUGCGUUAUCAGAUAGUUCUAACGCAUCUAUAAAAGCUACGAGCAUCAAAUUUGAUUUUGGUUAUUUAUGGAUGGCAUUUAAUUGUGUUUCCUCUGCUGCAUUCGUUUUAACUAUGAGGAAACAUAUUAAAUCGACUAAUUUUAAAGAUUUCGAUACUGUUUAUUAUAAUAAUUUAUUAUCUAUACCAUUGUUAAUAAUAAUGAGCCUUAUGAUGGAGAAUUGGAGCAGGGAGAAUUUUGAAAGAAAUUUACCUGAAGAUGUGCGUAAUACACUUGUUAUAGCCAUAUUAUUCUCAGGGAUAUCAGCAUUUGGUAUUUCAUAUACUUCAGCUUGGUGUGUGAGAGUGACGUCAAGUACAACCUAUAGUAUGGUUGGAGCAUUAAAUAAAUUACCUGUAGCCGCAAGUGGAAUGAUUUUCUUUGGUGAUCCAAUCACAAUUGGAAAUGUUUCUGGAAUAUUCAUUGGUAAAAUUUAA